Prosopis cineraria is the source of this 733-nucleotide messenger RNA. Its product is annotated as MADS-box protein SOC1-like. Gene Ontology annotation, molecular function: DNA-binding transcription factor activity, RNA polymerase II-specific; protein dimerization activity; RNA polymerase II cis-regulatory region sequence-specific DNA binding. The transcript has 7 exons. Bases 1 to 669 code for a protein of 222 amino acids. Gene Ontology annotation, biological process: positive regulation of transcription by RNA polymerase II. The record is from RefSeq and is a predicted model, not a curated record. Gene Ontology annotation, cellular component: nucleus. Lineage: Eukaryota; Viridiplantae; Streptophyta; Magnoliopsida; Fabales; Fabaceae.
AUGGUGAGAGGGAAGAUGGAGAUGAAGCGUAUAGAGAACGCGACGAACAGGCAGGUGACAUUCUCAAAGAGGCGAAAUGGACUGUUAAAGAAGGCCUUUGAGCUCUCAGUUCUGUGUGAUGCUGAGGUUGGUCUCAUCAUCUUCUCCCCCAGAGGCAAGCUGUACGAAUUUUCAAGCUCCAGCUUGCAAGAGACAAUUGAACGGUAUCGUAGUUAUACGAGAGAUGCUCAGACAGCCACCAGAUACAUGGAACAAAGCAUGCAGCUUUUAAAGGAAGAAACAGAAAUUAUGAUGGAGAAGGUUCAACUUCUUGAAGUUUCAAAACGGAAAUUCUCGGGAGAAGAGCUAGGCUCAUGCUCGCUUCAAGAACUAGAAGAGAUACAACUGCAGUUGCAAAAGAGUGUAAGCAACGUUCGAGAAACAAAGGUUCGGACUUUUUUAGAACAAAUGGAGCGACUAAGAGAAAAUGAACGAACUCUUACAGCAGAAAACGCAAGGCUCUGUGAAAAGUAUGGUAUCGAGCUGUAUCAUCAGACAACAACAGAGAAUAAAAGCGAAAAUCCAACCUUCUCAGAAAAUAUUCCAACUUUAGAUGUGGAAACUAACUUGUUCAUUGGACUCCCAGAAUCAAGAACAACAUGCAUUCCUCAUAACACUCCUGAGGUCUAAUUGAUGCAAUCAUGUGCUAUCUUCAGCAAUGUGUGUGUGUGUGUGUUAAGAUGCUUACUAUGAA